GUACGACGGGAUUCAGUUGAAUUCCGGACGUCGUAGUGACGGGAUCGUGUGCAUAUUUCGUUCUACGUGGAACGCACGAACUUUGUGCUCGUAUACGUUCGGCGUAACACACUAUAGUUAGCUUAGUCCCCACACGCUGCUCGCUCGUAUAAUUUGAAAUGAGAGCUUGUCUGGCCCGUCUGGCCUUGUUGCUACAGUAGGAAAUUCUUUAAAAAACGUGCAUAUUUUUUUUUUUUGUUUUUGCUCGUGUUUUGUGAUUAUUUAUUUUUACUUUAUUUAUUUGGAUUACAGUGAUUUAUUAUUUUUUCUUCUUCGGUGUGGUUGUGAACAUGGAUGGUUGUUCCGGUGCCGAGCACUUUCUUUUAUAAACACCUCGAGGACGUCCUAAUUUAUUAAGAACUUUACCUGUUUCUCCCCCUGCCCCCCCGUGUAAGCGCCCCAAAGCGCAUUAUUCCAGUCAAGCUGGCAGCAAGCGCCCUCGCCUCGAUGAAUCCGCACUACCAUCCGUAUGGGGGGCCAGGGGAGCUCACCUCGCCCCAUCCCCCAUCACCUGACAACAAUAACUACCAUGGGGGGCCCGGAGGACCCCACGGAGGCAUGCAUCCUUCCAAUGGACAUUCUAUUGGAUCUAUUGGUCUGCAGAACGGUCCGAGCCACCCUCACCAUCAACAUCCCGCGUACAGUAACAGCGGCACGCCCACCCCCGACGGCGGCCACCCUCACCAAGUCCACCAUCAGAACCCCGGCAGCAUAUCGAACAACAACAACAAUAACAACAACAACAACAACAACAAUACAGUGAAAAUAUGCGCGGGUUGCGGCGGUAAAAUUGUGGAACGAUAUUUGUUGCACGCGCUGGACCGAUAUUGGCACAACGGCUGUUUAAAGUGUUCGUGUUGUGGCGCCAUGUUGGCCGAUAUCGGCACCUCGUGUUUUACCAAAGGCGGCAUGAUCCUGUGCAAACAGGAUUAUAUGAGGUCCCGCAGGUUGUUCGGGAGUUCGGGAGCGUGUUCGGCCUGCGGCCAGAGCAUCCCGGCCAGCGAGUUCGUCAUGCGCAGCGGGGGCGGCAGCAAUCCCUCCGCCCCCGGGGCUCCGCUACACAUUUUCCACAUCAAGUGUUUUAUGUGUAGCAAGUGUUUGGCACCCCUGGUGCCCGGCGAUAGGUAUUACAUGUUAGCGGGUAGUUUGGUGUGCGAACAAGACUGGCAUAAAUUGCUCAAAAGUUCAGCGGCGGCGCCUACGGUACGAAAAGGAAAAGUGGGACGACCGCGCAGAAGUAGAGACUGAAUAAUGGAAAAUCAAAUUGACGCAGUUCUGACGUACACAGUCCAACCAGGAGCCGACUACCACAUGGACGUGCAAUAAAUACAACAAGAAAUUGCGAACAAGCCCGAACCAUUUUCAUCUUCCGUCAUAUCAAAAUGAUCGUGCUGAUGAUGAACAUAUGACCUAAGCAAUUUAAGCGACCCCUCUUUUUCUAUUUUGUAUUUUUGAUCCUCCCAUCACCGCUAUCAUUAUCAGAGGAAUAUUACUCAAAAUGAUCGCUUUUAUGCUUAAAUUAAUGACAAUCUAGGUGAUCAUCUUGACCCCGAAUAUUCUCUCGGAUCUCGUUUAGAAUUAAAUAACCCAGUUUUUGUCAAUUUGUUAACGAAUUCAUUGUACAUAUUUGUCGGUGAUUCUUGUAUAAAAGAAAAAAAAUAGUGAUUGUUUGAGGGAGCGAACUGUAUAGUGACCAAUAAGCGGAUCUUUAACAAUCGCGAUCAUUUUUUUUUAUUUGGUAUGUUGUUGUUAUUUUUGUAAAUAAUAAAGUAUUGUUAAUUCUGA
Molecule: messenger RNA, 1824 nt
Organism: Anthonomus grandis grandis
Lineage: Eukaryota; Metazoa; Arthropoda; Insecta; Coleoptera; Curculionidae
Product: LIM domain transcription factor LMO4-A
Exons: 6
Coding region: 487-1287 (266 amino acids)
Source: RefSeq, a predicted model, not a curated record